Molecule: messenger RNA, 515 nt
Organism: Acanthocheilonema viteae
Lineage: Eukaryota; Metazoa; Nematoda; Chromadorea; Rhabditida; Onchocercidae
Source: the annotation of a GenBank genome assembly
GAAUAUUUUUCCAUCUUAAAUAUGUUGUAAUAUUCGGUUUGCCACGGAUUUUUGCCUUAGCUGAUAAUAUGGAACCAGCCGAUGGGCCAAUUUGUAUCAAUCGUUUAACGCUUUAUUCAAAAGCCUGGCGCUACUUUGAUCGGGGCCUCUAUAUUUGGAUUGCACUUAAUAUUAUUGGCUUAUUUAUGGAAUACGGUUGUAAAGGACUGUAUGGAAUUAAGGAAAUACGAGAGUGGCGCGAAAAAUAUAUCACCGAUAUAGCAUUUCGUCGUAUCAUUGCAUGCCUUCACAUCAUACCAUUCGUCCUUGGCCUUUACUCAAAUUUUUACUUCCUAGGCGGAUUUGAAGUAGGCUCAAUGUUUGUUGAACGCAUUUGGUAUGAGGAGACGCUAACAUUACGGUUUCCGGCUAUUUUAUUGAUUACAUUAGCAUAUUUCUACUCACAAGUGUGCAUUGAAAUUGACCGAAAACUUAAUUUAGCAGUAGUUACAAAUAAUUGUAAAAAGCACAGCUAG